This is a messenger RNA of Talaromyces rugulosus, 5706 nucleotides long. RefSeq lists its product as uncharacterized. Lineage: Eukaryota; Fungi; Ascomycota; Eurotiomycetes; Eurotiales; Trichocomaceae. Bases 1 to 5706 code for a protein of 1901 amino acids. The record is from RefSeq and is a predicted model, not a curated record. The transcript has 4 exons. Gene Ontology annotation, molecular function: ATP binding; DNA binding; ATP hydrolysis activity.
AUGACUUCCAGGCUUGACCGGCUUGUCACUCUCCUGGAAACUGGCAGCACCUCGGUCAUCCGCAACACUGCAGCCCAGCAGCUGGCUGAUGUCCAAAAGGCCCAUCCAGACGAACUCUUUAACCUCUUGGGAAGAAUCCUGCCAUAUCUGAGAUCCAAGUCAUGGGAUACUCGGACCGCCGCCGCCAAGGCCAUUGGCCUCGUGGCGGCAAAUGCUGAGCCCUUCGAUCCCAACGAGGACGAUGGCCUGGAGCUCAAGAAGCCUGGCGACGAAGAAGAAGAUGGCGAGGAAGCUGUCGAAAUCAAAUCAGAAGAGCCUCUGCCUCUCCAACUACAACAAGACGACCUUCUCAAAUUGGACACUCUCGACGUGGGCUCCAUUCUGAAACUGGGAAAGAAGCUGCUAGGAAGCGCCGGCAAAGAGUAUGAAUAUGCCAUUGCCGCCAUGGAUCCUGCUACACGCCUGCAGCACCAAAAGAAAACAUUGAACGCCCGGCUCGGUCUGGCAGGCGAGUAUCUCGAAAGCGAUCUCAUUGAGGAGAGCGACUUUGCAAUCCGCUCCGCCUCAGCCUCCAAGGCGGCCGAAAAGCUCCCCCCUCCUCCUCCGUCGCGGAAAAAUAGCAUUCAGAAUGGAAGCGCCAACGAGCCCGCCAAUGGCGACGAGUCUGGAUUAAGCAAACGCCAACUCAACCAGCUAAAGCGCAAGAACAAGCAGAACGCGAAACUUGGUGCUAACAAGGUCAGAGUUGUUGACCUUUCCUCCUCGCGCAGAGCUUCAGACUACCCAACUACCCCGUCAACAGCAAUGACUCCGCAUCCGGUAAAAUCAGAAAUCGCCGAAGAAGAAGGCGACAAAAAAGCCGACUAUUUCUCUCUUGAUCGCGAGGGCCUCGACGACGACAGCAAAAUAGUCUCCGAGUUCAAGGGACCAAUUGUUCCCGAAAAGCCCAUCAUCCAAACCGAGGCCGAGGAAGAUGGCAUGGAAUGGCCGUAUGAGCGCAUGUGCGAGUUUCUCAUGGUCGAUCUCUUUGAUCCCAGCUGGGAGAUUCGUCAUGGUUCUGCAAUGGGUCUCCGUGAAGUCGUUCGAGUCCAGGGCGCUGGGGCUGGCCGAAUGCUUGGCAAGUCAAGAGCCGAAAACAAUGCCUCCAAUCGCAAGUGGCUUGAUGAUCUGGCUAGUCGACUUCUUUGCGUCUUUAUGCUCGACCGCUUCGGAGAUUACAUCUCAGACAACGUUGUCGCCCCGAUUCGCGAGGCUGUCGGCCAAACACUGGGUGCCGUUCUUUCUCAUUUGCCCUCCAAAUCAGUCAUCCUAGUUUACGAAAUACUCCAUCGCAUCAUUAUGCUCAAGGACUUUGGGCUGGAACGUCCUAUUUGGGAGGUCUGUCAUGGAGGAAUGAUCGGCCUCAGGUAUCUGGUAGCUGUUCGCAAAGACGUUUUGGUGAAGGAUCCUAGAAUGAUGGAUGGCGUCCUGGAAUCUGUAAUGAAAGGCUUGGCCGACUUUGACGAUGAUGUGCGCGCUGUCAGCGCAGCAACGCUAGUCCCUAUCGCCGAGGAGAUUGUCACCUCUCGCCAAGGCACUCUAAGCGCUCUCAUCAACAUCGUAUGGGAGUGUUUGUCAAAUCUACAAGACGACUUGAGUGCCAGUACUGGCUCGGUCAUGGACUUGCUGGCAAAGCUCUGCACAUUCCCACAGGUUCUCGAGGCAAUGAAAAACAAUGCUGCCGAUGAUCCUGAAGCCUCAUUCGGUAACCUCGUGCCACGGCUUUACCCUUUCCUCAGGCACACAAUCACCAGUGUUCGACUGGCCGUGCUCCGAGCUCUCACAACAUUUUUACAACUAGAGGGCGAAGGGUCCAAUGCCUGGGUCGAUGGGAAAGCCAUGCGCUUGAUCUUUCAAAAUCUCCUGGUGGAGCGGAACGAGGGUGUCUUGAAACUCUCGCUUCAAGUAUGGUCCGAUCUAUUAAAAGCUCUCGACUCCCGCGAUCUCUUUUCAUCAGAAGACUUGGGCUCGCAGAUCAGCCCUCUUAUUUCUUUGACCAUGGGUCCUUUUGGUGUCCCUCGCUACCCAAUCCCCAUGAACGCCUCUCUAUUUAUCAAACCAUCUGGUGUUGCUUAUACGUUGGCCGUGGCGCCAGGCCGAAAAUCAUCACCCCCCACUGCAUCCGAAUCCGGAAAAGGCCGUCGCAAGAAGUCCGAGAAGAAAGAAGCACCACCGCCAACUACGCAUAACGUGGAUGGUCACAUGCUUCAAGGCGAUAUUGACUUGGUUGGUAUCGACACCAUGGUUCGAUCAAAGAUAUAUGCUACUCGAGCUUUGGGCCAGCUUCUGUCUAUCUGGGACUCCAAGGACCUUCCUAGUCUCUGGCAAACUAUCAUUAGCGGACUCAACUGGCCUGCAUCCUCAUCACAGCUUUCAGCUGCAAUGAUUAUCGAAGAGUAUGCCAAACUUGUCGGUUCUGGAGGCAAAUAUACGGCAUCGCUAUGCGAAUGGUUGCGUCCAAUUAUUGAAGCUGAACGACCGGCCUGGUACAGUGAUAUCGCCUGCUACCUACAGAUCACCCGGGCACAAUGUCAUUCUCUAUUGAAUGCAUUCAGAGACCACGCUCAUGUUCCCUCUGCGCGACUGCCUACUUUGGCUGUGGUUGUUCAGGGUGAUAGCGAAGCCGGUCCUAAUGCCUUCUCCAUCAACGAUGCUGAAAAGGUUGUCGGGCCAGAUUUCGAACGACUCAAAAAGGGACUUGCCCCUGCUCAACGUGUUACUGCUCUUCAAGUCUUGAAUGAUACCAGGGCCAGCGCUGAAUCCGCAAUAGAAGAGGCCAAGAUCAUCAAAGAGCAGAGGGACACCCGCGUUCGUGCUGCUACAGCCGGUGCUCUGGUUGCCUUACAAGAUAUUCCUAAGAAACCAAGCCAUAUCAUCAAGGGAAUGAUGGAUAGCAUCAAGAAAGAAGAAAACGGCGAACUGCAACAACGUUCUGCAUUAGCAAUUGUCAGUCUCAUCGACUAUUACACGGCAGCCACGAAGAGAGGCCCGGUUGACAAGGUCAUUGGCAACUUGGUUAAAUACUGCUGUGUGGAUACAUCUGAAACGCCCGAGUUCCAUCACAAUGCUCAUCUUGACAAGUCCAUACUUUCCUUGCGCAAGGAAGAAGAUCGCAGAGAUCAUGUGGAUGCCGCAAAAUUCGAACGGGAAGCCAAAGAAGCCAGAAUCAUGCGACGCGGAGCGAAAGAGGCUCUUGAGCAGUUGGCGGCCAAGUUUGGCAGCCAACUUUUUGAAAAGGUUCCUAACCUCGCAGCUUUGAUUGAACGUCCUCUGCAUGAAGCUCUCGCUGGUGAUCUACCUGAAAAUAUUCGCGACCCGGAGAACGAGUUGGGCCAAGAGGUUGUAGAUGGUCUAUCAACACUUCGGGCUCUUUUGCCAAAGUUCGACACUGGUCUGUACCCCUGGGUUAUCAACAUCAUGCCAAUAAUUGCGAGGUCCCUCCAAUGCGAGCUUUCAGUCAUUCGAUACGCUGCCGCCAAAUGCUUUGCCACGAUUUGCAGCGUCAUUACUGUGGAAGGAAUGACAAUGUUGGUAGAAAAAGUACUUCCUACUGUCAACAACGCUUUGGAUACCCAUUAUCGUCAAGGCGCUGUUGAGUGCAUCUAUCAUUUGAUCCACGUGAUGGAAGACGGAAUACUGCCUUAUGUGAUCUUCCUCAUCGUUCCUGUUCUCGGACGCAUGAGUGACUCUGACAACGAUGUGCGGCUACUUGCAACAACAUCGUUUGCUACUUUGGUCAAGCUUGUUCCGCUCGAAGCGGGUAUUCCAGACCCACCAGGUUUGUCGGAAGAGCUUCUAAAGGGACGAGACCGCGAAAGGAAAUUCAUGUCACAAAUGUUGGAUGUCCGCAAGGUGGAACCUUUUGAAAUUCCCGUCGCAAUUAAAGCGGAAUUACGUUCAUACCAGCAAGACGGAGUCAACUGGCUUGCCUUUCUCAAUCGCUAUCACCUGCAUGGUAUUCUCUGUGAUGAUAUGGGUCUCGGAAAAACACUUCAAACUCUGUGUAUUGUGGCUAGUGAUCACCAUAUGCGCGCAGAAGAAUUUGCUCGGACCCAAGCACCUGAAGUUCGAAAAUUACCUUCGUUGAUCAUAUGUCCUCCCACUCUGUCCGGUCAUUGGCAACAAGAGAUUAAACAGUAUGCGCCGUUCCUUAGCUGCGUUGCCUAUGUUGGUCCGCCUGUGGAGCGUGGAAAACUACGGGGACAACUGGAAGAAGCAGAUAUCAUUAUCACCUCUUACGAUAUUUGCAGAAAUGAUAGCGAUGUGUUCGCCCCCAUGAGCUGGAACUAUUGCGUUCUUGAUGAAGGUCAUCUUAUCAAAAAUCCCAAAGCGAAGAUCACAUUGGCAGUCAAGCGACUUGUUAGCAACCACCGUCUGAUUCUAUCUGGAACACCAAUUCAAAACAACGUUCUGGAGCUCUGGUCAUUGUUCGAUUUCUUGAUGCCUGGUUUCUUGGGCACAGAGAAGGUGUUCUUGGAUCGAUUCGCAAAACCAAUCGCGGCCAGCCGAUUCAGCAAAUCAUCGUCGAAAGAGCAAGAGGCGGGCGCAUUGGCCAUCGAGGCUCUGCAUAAACAAGUUCUUCCAUUCUUGUUGCGCCGCCUAAAGGAAGAAGUUCUGAACGACCUGCCUCCUAAGAUCUUGCAGAACUACUACUGUGAUCCAAGUGACCUACAGAGGAAACUGUUCGAAGACUUCAGCAAGAAGGAGCAGAAAGACCUAGCAAACAAGAUGGGCUCUGCUGAAAAGGCUGCCAAGGAACAUAUUUUCCAGGCUCUUCAAUACAUGCGCCGUCUUUGCAAUUCCCCGGCCUUGGUGAUCAAAGAGGGUCACAAGCAGUAUGAAGACGUCCAAAAGUGGCUUGGGUCAAAACAUUCCAACCUUCGAGAUAUUUCCCACGCGCCCAAGCUUGCAGCAUUGCGUGAUCUUUUGGUCGACUGUGGUAUCGGUGUUGAUCCCAACACUGAAGGUGAGCUAGACACCGGUGCAAGCUAUGUCAGUCCACACCGAGCUCUCAUUUUCUGUCAGAUGAAAGAGAUGCUUGAUAUUGUGCAGGAGGAUGUAUUGAAGAAAAUGCUUCCUUCUGUUCAAUACCUGAGGCUAGAUGGAAGUGUCGAGGCGACGAAGCGCCAGAACAUUGUCAACCAGUUCAACACCGAUCCUAGUUACGAUGUCUUGCUACUCACAACAAGUGUUGGUGGGUUGGGACUUAACCUUACUGGAGCAGAUACGGUCAUUUUCGUGGAACAUGAUUGGAAUCCUCAGAAGGAUAUCCAAGCCAUGGACCGGGCUCACCGGAUUGGUCAAAAGAAGGUGGUGAAUGUCUAUCGCUUGAUUACCAGAGGCACCCUGGAGGAAAAGAUUUUGAAUCUGCAACGAUUCAAGAUAGACGUGGCAUCCACAGUCGUCAAUCAACAAAACGCCGGACUCAAUACAAUGGACACGGACCAGUUGCUAGAUCUAUUCAAUCUCGGCGAAACAGCCGAAGGCGCAGAGAAACCAACACAAGACUCUGCAGCCGGCAACGAGGUUGACAUGGUCGACAUUGAUGGCGAAGUCAAAGAAAAGGGCAAGAAAGGUUGGCUGGACGACCUCGGUGAGCUAUGGGAUGAUCGCCAAUACCAGGAAGAAUACAACCUGGAUUCUUUCCUAGCCAGUAUGAAGGUAUAA